AUGAAGACUGCCUUCGCCCUCGCCCUCUUGGCCGCCAUCGCGCGGCCAGCAACUUCUCUCACUCUUCGACGCGAGAAUUCCACGACCAGCGCGAAUUCUAUGUCGUGGAUGGGAACUAAUCUGUACUAUCUGCAAGGCCUCUCUGACUCGGACCAGGAUGCCUACAUCGGUCAGAUGGCCGCGGAUGGAGCAAAAGUGGUGCGGGUCUGGGUCAAUGCCCAAAACGAAGGAGCCUGCCAGAAGGGAAGCCGGAUCGCCGUCACCGUGCCUCCUCUUGAGUCCACCAUCGGAAAAUACAAUGAUAAGACUCUGGACGCACUCGACAAGGUGAUAGUGAAGCUGAGCAAAAACGGAAUCAAGGCUUUGAUCUCCCCGCACGAUGCCAACUCUCUUUUGGGUGACUACCGAAAGGAUGUUUACUAUGAUACCUGGGGUUCCGGAUACUUCUACGAAAAACAGGAAGCAUUCGACGCUUACGAUGCUCGCUUGACCCAUAUACUCAAUUACAAGGGCGCGACAUCGGGCAAAGUAUGGAAAGAGUGGAGCGAGGCCAUCAUGGGCUUCAACCUGCAGAACGAGCCCAUGUCGCCCAAGCUGUCCGAAUGCACCGGCGGCGACACGCACGGCUGGAUCUGCGGCCGGGCGACGCACAUGCGCAAGGAGCUCGGCCAGAACAACCCCAUCAUCGUCACCUCGGGCGGCAUCGGCGGCGACUUCAGCCACGGCUGCACCUUCAUCGAGGCCGCGACGAAGUGCGCGGCGCUCGACGCCAUCGCGGUCCACCGGUACGCAUCGGUCCCCGGCAACUGGGCGUCCAGCGCCAAGGACUGGGUCAAGCAGGCCGGCGGCAAGCUGGUCUACCUGGAGGAGUGGGGCAUCAACGCGGCCAAGUACGACCGGAGCAAGACCUUCCCCAGUGAGGCGGCCGACAUGGACUCGGUCGGCUUUCCGAGCUUGUACUGGCAGAUCAUCCUGCCUGAUGUCAAGGGGUGCGAGUACGACCCGGCCAAGGAUUCCGGUGAUCAUUUCGGGAUCGUGUAUGACUCUGGAGUUGAUAUCUCCGGCCCUAUGCACAAGGCUGCUCAGACCCCUGCCCUUCAGGACUGGGCAGGCAUCGUUUAA
Molecule: messenger RNA, 1122 nt
Organism: Diaporthe citri
Lineage: Eukaryota; Fungi; Ascomycota; Sordariomycetes; Diaporthales; Diaporthaceae
Exons: 3
Coding region: 1-1122 (373 amino acids)
Molecular function (GO): hydrolase activity, hydrolyzing O-glycosyl compounds
Source: RefSeq, a predicted model, not a curated record